Messenger RNA from Oncorhynchus kisutch (coho salmon), 4591 nucleotides. Its product is annotated as 2-phosphoxylose phosphatase 1-like. The transcript is spliced from 6 exons. NCBI's taxonomy places the organism in Eukaryota, Metazoa, Chordata, Actinopteri, Salmoniformes, Salmonidae. Gene Ontology annotation, cellular component: Golgi apparatus. Gene Ontology annotation, biological process: glycosaminoglycan biosynthetic process; dephosphorylation; chondroitin sulfate proteoglycan biosynthetic process. The record is from RefSeq and is a predicted model, not a curated record. The coding region runs from base 194 to 1774 and encodes 526 amino acids. Gene Ontology annotation, molecular function: phosphatase activity.
GAAGGCUAGCACAGCAAAGUGGAGCCAGCAAGCAGGACCCAGGACAGCCACACGGAUAGGUAGUUCAGAGGAGUAAAAGCCGGCACGGCGCUUGGUGGAUUCAAGUUCUGAUUGAGAUUCGCUACUUGACAGCAGGAAUGGGGCAAGGUGUGGGUGGUUGACUGACAGGGAGACGGACCAAUCACUUGUCAGGAUGCUGGCUCGGAACCGCUUCAUCCUCCUGGUGGUGGUGGGGGCGGUGCUGGCCAUCGUGAGUCUCAGCCUCCAAUUCUUGCACCUAAUCCCCACUACGCCCAUGGGUGAGGAGCGCCACCCCCAGGAUCAGGGUCAAGUUCAGGGCCAGGGGAAGAGCAGGAAGAGAGUGAUCCCUGUCCCUCCCACAGAUGAUCCUGAUCCAGACCCCAUCACUGAGGCUUAUGGCUACUGCAACACCCCCGACCGCUCUGAACAGGCCUGGGAGGGACACAGCCCUGUGGACUACAAGCUGCUGUCUGUCCAGGUGAUGAUUCGCCAUGGCGACCGUUACCCCCUUUACGCCAUCCCCAAAACCAAGCGGCCUGCCAUCGACUGCACCCUGUCCCCAAAGAGGAAGCCCUCCCACCCCCAGCUAAAAUCUUUCAUUGGUCACAUGGCCCAGGGGGGGCAUGGCCGCUGGGAGGGGACUCUCAGCUCGUUGCCCCGUCUCCCUAACCACAGCGCUUGUGAGAUGGGCGAGCUCACUCAGACAGGUGUAGUGCAGCAUUUACGCAAUGGCCAGCUCCUUCGCCAAGCCUACAAGCGCCACAAACUCCUCCCGCCCGAUUGGUCGACCAAGCAAGUGUGGGUGGAGACUACGAGCAGGAGCCGCACCCUCCAGAGCGGUAUGGCUCUUCUGUAUGGGUUCCUGCCAGACUUUGACUGGAGCCUUCUGACAGUCCACCACCAGUGGAGCACGUUGUUCUGUGGUUCAGCCUGCGACUGUCCUGCCAGGAACCCCUAUCUGGAGGAGGAGCAGAGGAGACAGUACCGCCUCAGAGCGGCAGACACUGAACUGGAGAGGACCUACGCAGACAUGGCCCGUACGCUAGGUCUGCCCCCGCGCCAGCUCAGAGCUGCCAACCCUAUAGACUCUCUGCUGUGCCACCUGUGCCACGGCCUGUCCUUCCCCUGUGUGUCAGCAGGGAGUGCCCUCGGCAGUGGGGGCUGUCUGACUCUGGCCCAGUUCGCUGUGAUCCGGAGGCAGCAGUUAGAGGACGAGGUGGACAGGAGGAGGGUGGGACUGUAUCGCCGCUACGCCGUGCUUGCCAUGCACCCCUACCUCAACCGCACCGCCAACAGGUUGGAGCGCGUCGCCAAGGCCUACGCUCCGGGCCGAAAACCCCGCGCUGGAGAGGAGGUGUUCACCCUGUCCUCGGCUCAUGACGUCACCGUGGCGCCGUUACUAAGCGCCCUGGGCUUGGAGGAGGCAUUGUUCCCGAGGUUUGCAGCAAGGGUUGUGUUUGAGUUGUGGAAGAGUCCGCACGCAACGCAGGGACCACGUAAGGGGCAACGACAGAGUCAGAAUAAGGCUUCUGGGGUGAAAGGGGAGAGGUCAAAAGGUGGUAACAUGUUUGUGAGGGUUCUGUACAACGGAGAGGACGUAACAUUCCAUACCACCUUCUGUCGCUCACAUGACCGCCAUGCCACACAACCGCUAUGCCCCCUGGGUAACUUCCUGUCUUUCGUCAGGAAAGACAUGUUCGGUGUCCUCAACGCCACGUCCUACCACGACGCCUGCUACCGACGGACAGGCUGACUGACAGAGGGAUGGAGAGAGAAAAGGAGGAGAGGAAGUGAGUCAUUUAGCUGAUUUUGGAAUUUGUUAAUAGCUCUUUUCCCACUUUGAUGGUCUAUUGAACUAUUUUAAUGUCUUAAAACUUUGACAUUUUUCUAAAGUCAAAAAACAUUCCUAGAAAGCAUAGAUACUGAUCAUACAUGUCAGGCACACAAACACACUGCAAAAAUACACAUUUUCACCAACAAAUUCCUAUACACAAACACUAUAUACACACUCUUCAUGCCUUCUUGAUCAGAUGUAUUUGUCAAUGAAGUUGGACUUCUAAACUGACAGCCUUGUGGUGUUGACAAUCACACCCGGAUACUUAACCUGCAAAUAUGAGGUUAAGUAUUGACCUUUCUACCAUUUUUAAGUUUUUGAAAUGUUUGUAAGGGAAUAACAUUCUGGGGUGAAAGUUAAGUACUCAAACACUUUAUUCGCACAUUCCUGCAUUCCAACUGGGAAUGUUGAGAUUCCGCUUUUCCCAAAUUCCUGCAUAGAAAAGAGGAACAUUGAAACUGGAAACACAAAUGCUGGAUUAGUUCAUAUAAAUGUUGAAAACUGCCAAUUAUAAUAUUUCUCGAUAUUGUUCUUACAUUUUGAUUAAAAUGGUGCUGGAGCCCAGUAGAAUUAGGGUUGUUUUUUCUGUAUAACUAAUUCAUUUGAGUUUUCUGCUAAAAAAGAGCUCAGCCACAUACUGUACUUUCAGGCUGAUUUCAAUGUUAAGAAUGAAGUCAUCCCAACAAUUUACACUCAAUGUUUACUCAAUAAUGAAAAUAUUCCACACCUUAGUAAAGGCUAGUUUUUAUGGUACUUGGAUUUCACUGCUGCUGUAAGAUGGUAAUAACAGUUGAUACAUAUGUCAUCAGUAAAUUGUACAUUUUUCCACUACAUGAAGGAAACCAUUUUUCAGUUGGGACUAUUUUUAUUAAUGAUGUUCAUAAUUUUGAAUAAUUACAAUUUUUACUGUAAAGCACAUUACACAGUCUGCAAAGAAGUAAUAAAACGUGUUUCCUCACAACGGUCUCUGUAUUGUGUGAAAACAUAUGAGCUAACUUAUUACUGUUCUGAAUUCCCCAAGUCUCAGACUAGACGUAAUAUAGGAAACAUAAAUCCAGGACAAUCAAAUUAGUAUGAAAUGGUAUGUUUGAAAUGGAUACAUAAGAUAGAAGGUUACUUAGGCUAAAACAAAAGGUGCUUGGUCGGGAUGGAUGGGCGUAUAACAAAAAAGUCCUGCAGGAAUUCAACCUUUUGUGAAGGAAUUGUGCAGGUUUCCUGCAGGAAUCCUGUAGGCUUGACAAAAUCCUGCAGAAAAAGUCCAUGAUGACUAGUCCUGCAGAAAUCCUGCACAAACAUAACAAUUCCUUCAGGAAUCUUGCAGGACCAAAACCUGAAUACUUUUGAUAUUCCUGCAGGAUAUGGCAAUUCCUGAAGGACCAAGUAAAUCCCAGCAUGAAUCCUGCAGAACAAUUCCUGUGGCAAUUCCAGUAGGACCAUGACAAUUCCUGUGGCAAUUCCAGUAGGACCAUGACAAUUCCUGUGGCAAUUCCAGUAGGACCAUGACAAUUCCUGUGGCAAUUCCAGUAGGACCAUGACAAUUCCUGUGGCAAUUCCAGUAGGACCAUGACAAUUCCUGUGGCAAUUCCAGUAGGACCAUGACAAUUCCUGUGGCAAUUCCAGUAGGACCAUGACAAUUCCUGCAGGAAUCUUGCAGGACCAAAACCUGAAUACUUUUGAUAUUCCUGCAGGAUAUGGCAAUUCCUGAAGGACCAAGUAAAUCCCAGCAUGAAUCCUGCAGAACCGAAUCCUGCAGGAUGUUGAUAUUCUUGUAAGACCAAAUAAAUCCCAGCAUGAAUCCUGCAGAACAAUUCCUGUGGCAAUUCCAGUAGGACCAUGACAAUUCCUGUGGCAAUUCCAGUAGGACCAUGACAAUUCCUGUGGCAAUUCCAGUAGGACCAUGGCAAUUCCUGUGGCAAUUCCAGUAGGACCAUGACAAUUCCUGUGGCAAUUCCAGUAGGACCAUGACAAUUCCUGUGGCAAUUCCAGUAGGACCAUGACAAUUCCUGUGGCAAUUCCAGUAGGACCAUGACAAUUCCUGUGGCAAUUCCAGUAGGACCAUGACAAUUCCUGCAGGAAUCUUGCAGGACCAAAACCUGAAUACUUUUGAUAUUCCUGCAGGAUAUGGCAAUUCCUGAAGGACCAAGUAAAUCCCAGCAUGAAUCCUGCAGAACCGAAUCCUGCAGGAUUUUGAUAUUUCUGCAGGAUAUAUCAAUUCCUGCAGGACAAAUUCCAGCACAUAUUCCUAGGACCGUAUCGGUCUAGUCUCAGUCCUGACUUUAAUUUUCUUGAAAAUCAAACAAGGUUUGAAUAUUGCUGUCCAUCAAUGAUUCCCAACCAAAUUGAAUGAGCUUGAGCAAUUUGACAAAAACAAUAUGUUGCCCUAAGAGUUGUCCAAAGUUGGUAGAAUCUUAAUAAAAAUUAUUCACAGCUGGCUGCCAAAUGUGCUUCUACCAAGUAAUAACACAGAGGGGUGGAGACUUAUACAAUUAUGAUUUUUAAAUGUGUAGGUUGUGUAGAUCUGUAUGUAAAAAAAUGUAAUCCCUUAUAGAUUUAAUUUUAAGACAGAAUAAUGUUUUUAAAAAGUUCAAGGGGCUGUAGACUUUAUAUAGGAGGAAAAAUGUGCAUCAAGAACACAGUUGUCACAUCAUCAGAAUUUGCAGUUAUUUGGGAGUGGAGAAUGUUUUCACAGAAAUCAAAUGUUAUUUUUGUACAAUAUCACUUAGACUACUGUAAAAA